Euleptes europaea (tarantolino) is the source of this 2536-nucleotide messenger RNA. RefSeq names its product amyloid beta precursor like protein 2 (gene APLP2). Gene Ontology annotation, molecular function: transition metal ion binding; heparin binding; serine-type endopeptidase inhibitor activity. NCBI's taxonomy places the organism in Eukaryota, Metazoa, Chordata, Lepidosauria, Squamata, Sphaerodactylidae. The transcript has 18 exons. Gene Ontology annotation, biological process: central nervous system development; axonogenesis. Bases 105 to 2249 code for a protein of 714 amino acids. The record is from RefSeq and is a predicted model, not a curated record. Gene Ontology annotation, cellular component: membrane.
UGCUGGCGGCGCUCACCGGCCCGGGGGCUGCGCUGGCCGGCUACAUCGAGGCACUUGCUGCCAAUGCUGGCACGGGGUUUGCUGUGGCAGAGCCGCAGAUUGCCAUGUUCUGUGGAAAGCUGAAUAUGCACGUGAAUAUCCAGACUGGGAAAUGGGAGCCAGAUACUGCAGGGACCAAGAGCUGCUUUGGAACAAAAGAAGAGGUUCUGCAGUACUGCCAGGAGAUCUAUCCAGAGCUUCAGAUUACGAACGUGGUGGAAGCAAACCAACCUGUCAGCAUUGAGAACUGGUGCAAAAAGGGCCGGAAGCAAUGCAAGGGCCAUACUCAUAUUGUCGUUCCCUUCAAGUGUCUUGUGGGCGAGUUUGUCAGCGACGUCCUCCUGGUUCCAGAGAAGUGCCGGUUCUUCCACAGGGAGCGGAUGGAUGUGUGCAAAAGUCACCAGUACUGGCACACUGUGGCAAAAGAGGCUUGCUUAACCGAGGGGAUGAUCCUGCACAGCUACGGCAUGCUGCUACCUUGUGGAGUAGACCAGUUCCAUGGCACAGAGUAUGUGUGUUGCCCGCAGUCCAAAAUUGUGGAUGAAGCACUUUCCAAAGAGGAGGAGGAAGAUGAAGAAGAGGAAGAAAACUAUGAUAGUUAUAAAAGCGAGUUCCCUACCGAGGCAGACGCAGAAGAAUUCACAGCGGCGGCCGUGGAGGUGGACGAGGACGAAGAAGAGGAGCGAGAGGAAGAUGAAGAGGAAGUGGUGGUAGACCGGGAUUACUAUUACGACGGCUAUAAAGAUUACAACGAGGAGCCUCCGACAGAGCCGGGCGUUGAAAAAUCUCUCUCCGAGAAGGAAAUAAUGAACGACGUGAAAACUGUCUGCUCCCAGGAGGCGAUGACAGGUCCCUGCCGGGCUGUGAUGCCCCGUUGGUACUUCGACAUAUACAAGAGAAAGUGCGUUCGCUUUAUAUAUGGAGGCUGCGGAGGCAACAGGAACAAUUUUGAGUCAGAGGAGUAUUGUAUGGCGGUGUGUAAAAAGAUGAUUCCUCCUACUCCUGUGCCUACUGACGAUGUGGACGUCUACUUCGAAAACCCUGCAGAUGACAAUGAGCAUGCCCGUUUCCUGAAAGCAAAGGAACAGCUAGAGGUUCGGCAUCACAACCGCAUGGACCAGGUUAAGAAGGAAUGGGAAGAAGCAGAAAACCAAGCUAAGAAUCUCCCAAAGGCAGAGAGGCAGACUCUCACUCAGCGAUUCCAGGCCAUGGUUAAAUCGCUCGAGAAAGAAGCUGCCAGCGAGAAGCAGCAGCUGGUGGAGACUCACUUAGCCCGCGUAGAAGCCAUGCUGGAUGAACGCCGCCGGAUCGCUCUGGAAAACUACCUAGUUGCUCUGCAGACUGACCCCCCACGGCCCCAUCGGAUCCUCCAAGCCCUGAAGCGCUACGUCCGUGCCGAGAACAAAGACUGCCUGCACACAAUUCGCCAUUACCAGCACGUUUUGCAAGUUGACCCAGAAAAGGCUGCGCAGAUGAAAUCGCAGGUGAUGACGCAUCUCCAUGUGAUCGAAGAAAGGAUGAAUCAAAGUCUGUCCCUUCUCUACAAGGUACCUUAUGUGGCUGAAGAAAUCCAAAGUGAGAUAGAUGAGCUGCUUCAACAGCAGCGGGAUGACAUGGACCACUUCACUUCUUCCAUAUCGGAAUCCCCGGUGGACGUCCGGGUGAGUUCUGAAGAAAGUGAGGAGUCUCCCCUCUUUGAUGGCAAGCCCUUCCGUCCGUUCCAGGUGAAAACGUUCCCGGCCUCAUCUGAAAGUGAAGAUUCUCAGCCGGACUUGUACCAUCCAAUGAAAAAAGGGUCUGGCAUGGCUGACCUUGACGGGCUGAUUGGAGCGGAAGAGAAAGUGAUCAACAGCAAGAGCAAGCUGGACGAGAAUGUGGUAAUUGAUGAAACCCUUGAUGUCAAGGAAAUGAUUUUCAAUCCCGAGCGAGUCGGUGGACUAGUGGAGGAGCCGGAAAGUGACAGUUCUCUGCGUGACGACUUCAGCUUCAGCAGCAGCGCUCUUAUUGGCCUUCUGGUGAUAGCGGUUGCCAUAGCCACGGUGAUAGUCAUCAGCUUGGUGAUGCUGAGGAAGAGGCAAUAUGGAACCAUCAGCCAUGGAAUCGUAGAGGUGGAUCCAAUGCUCACCCCAGAGGAACGGCAUCUGAACAAGAUGCAGAACCACGGCUACGAGAACCCGACAUACAAAUACUUGGAGCAGAUGCAGAUUUAAAAGAUGUUGAAACUGCAGCAACCCUGGCCUGGCAGAGGGGCAGGGGGAGGAGGGCCAAAAAUGGUCCAGAAUUUUGGAUCUACUACUGACCAACUGUUGCUUGAAGAGGAAAUUCAUCUUACAUUCAGAACUCCUGGAUCAUUAAGACUUAAAUUACUACUGUAGAGUUGCAAUUUCCAUUCUUUUUAAAUGGGCAAGGAAAUGAUAAUAUAACGAUAUAUGAUAUAUAAAUGUUAAAUGGGAAAAUGGAUCUAUUGCAGAUAUGAGAUGUAGUUUUUCUUUUCUUU